Messenger RNA from Brugia pahangi, 552 nucleotides. The record is from the annotation of a GenBank genome assembly. NCBI's taxonomy places the organism in Eukaryota, Metazoa, Nematoda, Chromadorea, Rhabditida, Onchocercidae.
AUGAGUGAUUACGACCAUUUAGCGGAGCAGUUAAGGCAUCCUGAUAAUCCCGUAGUAUUCAUGGAAAUGACUGCUGGUGGUGCACCCAUAGGAACAAUCAAAAUGGAAUUAUUUGCAGAUGUCUGCCCUAAAACAGCCGAAAACUUCAGACAAUUUUGCACUGGCGAAUAUCGCAGAGAUGGUGUUCCGGUUGGUUAUAAAAAUGCCCAAUUUCAUAGAGUGAUCAAAGAUUUUAUGAUUCAGGGAGGUGACUUUGUCAAUGGUGAUGGUACUGGCAUGACAAGUAUAUAUGGAUCGAAAUUCAGGGACGAAAAUUUUGAUUUGGAGCAUUCAGGACCGGGAAUUUUGUCAAUGGCGAAUGCCGGACCAGAUACAAAUGGUUGUCAGUUUUUCAUAACUUGUGCGAAGUGUGAUUUUCUUGAUAAGAAGCAUGUCGUUUUUGGAAGAGUAUUGGAUGGUUUAUUAACAGUGAGGAAAAUCGAAAACGUUCCAACAGGUCAAAAUAACAAACCGAAAAUUCCUAUUGUUAUUACGCAGUGUGGACAGUUGUAG